AUGGGCCAAAUGCCUGGGCUUCCACCUCUGGCUAGCCCCUCCCUCAGCCCUGAGUCUUCUGAACUGCUCCCCUUCAGGCCCUGCUCCGAACCCCUUCUUGCUCCGAUUCCCAGGCACCGGGGGAGGGGGGUGGUCCUGGGGGUAAGGCCCCCUUGUAUGGUGCUGCCGGAGCUCAGCCGAGACUCGCUGGGAGGAAAGGAGAGUGGGCAAGGCCGGUCGGUGCGGCCACAGCUGAGCCGAAGACCUGCGGGCACUCUCGGCUCGGCCGAAACCGGGCAAGGAUUUCCCCGAAACUCUGGUUGGGCCUGCGUAGACGGUGUACUCCAUCAACCCGGACUCACAUCUGGGCCCUGCGCGAACGUCCUUGAGGCGGGGACGCCUGUGUUCUGGGCACAAGAAACAAGCGAGCGUCUUAAAACCGACCGUACUUAA
Rangifer tarandus platyrhynchus (Svalbard reindeer) is the source of this 432-nucleotide messenger RNA. The record is from the annotation of a GenBank genome assembly. NCBI's taxonomy places the organism in Eukaryota, Metazoa, Chordata, Mammalia, Artiodactyla, Cervidae.